Odontomachus brunneus is the source of this 2042-nucleotide messenger RNA. RefSeq lists its product as uncharacterized. The record is from RefSeq and is a predicted model, not a curated record. Lineage: Eukaryota; Metazoa; Arthropoda; Insecta; Hymenoptera; Formicidae. Gene Ontology annotation, molecular function: DNA binding. Gene Ontology annotation, cellular component: transcription regulator complex; nucleus. The transcript has 2 exons. Gene Ontology annotation, biological process: regulation of transcription by RNA polymerase II. The coding region runs from base 622 to 1458 and encodes 278 amino acids.
GGCCCGCCGACCCGCCGCGACCGCUCGCACGCCAACUCGCGUUGGGCGCGUCUGGCAACGUCGCGGACGGCAUAGAUUCCGCUCCGCAACCGCAACCGCACAUUUGCCGGGCCGCCAUGAUACCAAAGCCGUGCUGACCGUACAACGGUUUCUCCGCAGUGACGCGCAAGCCGCUGCCGACGACACGACGCGACGCGACGCGGCGCGACGGAGGUCUGGACGCAAGCUGGUGGCCGCCUGCGGAUAUUCCGUUGCCAAUCCGGGGAGCUUUUUCACGUGCACUGAUCAACGAAGACCGCCACACGGUGCGGUGGUGGUGGAGGAUUUAUUCGUGAAUUUUAAGAUCCACGCGGAGAUCGACCUCCACGUGCUCCAACGGGAACUCUCGUUCGCACCUCAGCCGGAGAAGUGUUCUCCUCUCCUCGUCAUCGCUCAAGACUCAUUAAAACUUUCUCGAAUCCGUCGACCGCGAGAAUUCUCGUCGAUCGCAGAGAGAAUCCUAGAGACAAUCCUAAUUUCUUAUCGCGAGAGGUGCGCUGUUUGAGUCGCCAGGGGAAAAGGUCGACCGAGGAAGACCGAGCGGGACGAGUCGAGGGAGGCGGAAAGCUCUUCGAGGACUUUAUGAAUAUGUUCGACACGGAAAAGUUCAUCGAGGAGAUAGAGAGGCGGCCGGCGAUUUACGACGUGAGUCGCGGCGAGUACAACGACCGUAACGCCAAGAUGAACGCGUGGGACGAGGUCUGCCAGGUGAUGGUACCGAAUUGGGCGCGCUUGACGGACGAGGAGAGAAACGUGGAAGAAAAGAACCUGCGUGGUAAGUGGAGGAAUAUACGGGAUUACUUCAUGAAGGAGCUCAAGCUUCAGAAAUCACAGCAGACCGGGCCCGCCGGGCGUAAACGCAAAAAGUACAUGUAUUUCGACCGUUUGAUGUUUCUCAUGCCAAUGGUGGAGAACAAGAGGUAUAUAUCGAUCGCCGUCUGCACCGCGGUCGCGACUAAAAACCACUGCGAUCAGUGCGGUAAACGUCGUACUAUUUCGACCAUAUCUUCUUCCAGAGCCUCCGUCAUGACGAUCACUCCCUGCAAGUCGGAAGAGAGCGAGGGCGAGGUCGACAACCCCAUGAUCGAGGAAUACGACAUGCCACUUGCGCACGGCGGCGCUUCCAUAGGUAGCAACAGGGAGUAUCUCCAGCCGAGUACCGCGUCCUACAAAAUGUGCCCGCGCUAUCCGAAGCAGCUCUGCGAGACGUCCUUCGCGCCCUUGGACAACGAGAUACACGACAUCCUCUCGUCGCACAGCAGCCAGCGCGUCACCCUCGACGAGGACGAUUACGACAAGAUGUUCCUGUUGUCGUUGUUGCCGAUAAUCAGACAGGUGCCGGAAGAAAAGAAGCUGGACGUUAGGAUACAGAUGCAGCAAGUCUUGGCGAUGGCCCUCCGUCCGCCGGACAAUAAAUAAGUUAGUGAAUGAGUUGAGGAGAAAGCACGAUUUUGCAUGAUGACUCGUUCACGCAUCCUUGCGGUCCGUCCCGCUUUGACGUUUUGUCAGAGAUGAGCUGUAUAAGUUAUUUAAAUUGUCUUGCUUUCUUUCGUGAGAAGCGGAGUCAAAUUUUGUGUUGCUAUCAGCACAAGAUCUCCCUCUCGAGCAAAUUUUCGACACUAUUUGGUUUAUCGCACUUCAACGAAGGAUCAUUGCGUGAAGAUUAUAUUAGGUGAACGUGUUUGACAUAAGUUUAUCAUCGUAUAAGCUUCAAUAUGAUAGAAAUAGCGCGACCAUAAUAUUAUGAUUACGUAAUCCUUCAGAGUUACACCGAAACACACCAAGCGUAUGACGAUAGCUUUAAGUAUCUUAACAUAAGACACAAUUAGGAGUACUUUAAGAUACGUGGCGAAUGAAUUUUAUACUACUUAUGCAACCACUUAAAUUAAUACACAUCUGCGCCUGUGAUAUUAAGUUUUAUUUGAUAAUCGAAGAAAUUGAGGCAUUAUAUGCUACAUUUCUUCGCAAUAAGCUGAUAAAAUAUACGACAUUAUAAUAUCUUA